GAAGCACUGUUUGUUAGCAAAGGAAAUUUAAAGUUGGAAGUAACAGAAAAUAUGUGAACCUUUUGUCAUUUCUCUUAACUCACAUACUUUUAUUUUUCUUUCUUUGAAAUAAUUUUUUUAGUUUGGCUAUGGCUGGAGAAUUAGGAGAGAUUAGAUCAACAAAAGGACUGAACAAGUCAUGUUUUCUUCUCAUAGUGUUGGCUGGAAUGGAGAGAUUUGCAUUCAAAGGGGUGGCAUCAAAUUUGGUGACAUAUUUAACAGAUGUGGUGAAAAUGAGGAAUUCAGAAGCAGCAAAAACAGUGAAUAAUUGGUGUGGAUUUACAUCUAUGUUGCCUCUUUUAGUUGCUUCACUUGCAGAUUCUUGCUGGGAUAAAUCUCCCACCAUUCUUGCUUCUUCUUUCCUUUAUCUUUUGGGACUAUUGGCAUUGACAUCAACAUCAUUGACAUGGGAAUGGCAUUCAACCAACAAGCUAGGUUCUUCAUUCUUGUACUGCUCCCUUGCUCUAAUCUCACUGGGCCAAGGUGGAUACAAUCCAUCUUUACAAGCUUUCGGAGCAGAUCAACUCGAAUACGAUGAUGAACUACCAACUUCAAAACAUGACAAGAAACCAAAUAAAAAGAGCUUAUUUUUCCAAUGGUGGUAUUUUGGUGUUUGUGGUGGUAGUCUUUUAGGUGUUACAGUCAUGUCUUAUAUCCAAGACACAUUCGGCUGGCCACUCGGAUUCGCCAUCCCGACAAUCGCUAUGCUUUCUUCGAUUAUGUUAUUCUGUUGCGGAAGUCGAAUUUAUGCAUAUAAAGAGGAUGAAAACAACCGCGAAAAGUCCUUUAAGAAUAUCGUUCGAGCUGUUAAAGAACUUGCAUUGAGACUAGGCGGCUGCAGAAUCACCUUAUCAAGUAAAAACUCGGAAGUUGUUGAGCUAGAGCUUCAGGAAAAUCCGCUUUGUCCGUACAAUUCAGACAAUGUGAAUUGCUGCCUGAAUAAAACCAGCUCCAGAAGUGGAACUUGCCUUGUCGAAAAUGCGAAAGCAGUACUGAGGCUAAUUCCUAUAUGGACAAUGCUGUUAAUGUUUGCUGUCAUUUUUCAACUGCCUGCAACUUUCUUUACCAAACAAGGUGUGACAAUGGAGCGGAGCAUUGGCGCAAAAUUCAAGAUUCCUCCUGCUACAUUACAGAGUGCUAUUACGGUAUCUAUAAUCCUCCUGAUGCCAUUAUAUGAUAAAAUCUUUAUUCCAAUCAUAAAGCUGGUUACACGCGACGAAAAGGGUGUCACCGUGAUGCAAAGAAUGGGAAUCGGAAUGUUCCUGUCGAUCAUAGCAAUGAUCAUAGCAGCAUUGGUUGAAAGAAAACGACUUGUAAUCAGCCAGACGAUGCCUAAACGUUCUGAAACAGUACCAUUAAGCAUAUUCUGGCUACUACCUCAAUACAUUCUGCUUGGAAUUUCCGACAUAUUCACCGUUGUCGGAAUGCAAGAGUUUUUCUAUACUGAAGUUCCUGUCAGAAUGAAGACUAUGGGAAUCGCACUGUAUACUAGCGUGUUCGGAUUCGGAAGCUUCUUGAGUGCCUUUCUGAUCACGCUAGUAGAAGUUUGUACUCGAUCGAGAGGGAGACAGGGCUGGUUUAACGAUGACAUGAGAGAAGCUCGACUCGACAAGUAUUACGGGCUUCUUGCAAUCUUAAGUGCAUUGAGCAUGCUGGUGUAUGUCAUAUUAUGCAAGUUUUUUAAGAGUAGAUGUGAUUUGGAUAGUCAGAACUGUAAAUGAUCAUCUUGGUUUCCAAUUCUUUUUCAGUUUUGAGUAAA
This is a messenger RNA of Mercurialis annua (annual mercury), 1798 nucleotides long. RefSeq names its product protein NRT1/ PTR FAMILY 5.8. NCBI's taxonomy places the organism in Eukaryota, Viridiplantae, Streptophyta, Magnoliopsida, Malpighiales, Euphorbiaceae. The transcript is spliced from 4 exons. The record is from RefSeq and is a predicted model, not a curated record. The coding region runs from base 129 to 1760 and encodes 543 amino acids. Gene Ontology annotation, biological process: transmembrane transport. Gene Ontology annotation, cellular component: membrane. Gene Ontology annotation, molecular function: transmembrane transporter activity.